Messenger RNA from Osmia bicornis bicornis, 1896 nucleotides. RefSeq names its product probable palmitoyltransferase ZDHHC24. The record is from RefSeq and is a predicted model, not a curated record. The coding region runs from base 197 to 1054 and encodes 285 amino acids. Gene Ontology annotation, molecular function: palmitoyltransferase activity. The transcript is spliced from 2 exons. NCBI's taxonomy places the organism in Eukaryota, Metazoa, Arthropoda, Insecta, Hymenoptera, Megachilidae.
AUUCAUGAAAAAAUUAGAAACCAUGUGAAGUCGGCCACUAAUCGAAGGAAGACGGCCACAAUCAUUUGAGUCGUAUGAUUUGAUGAAAUGAUCCAAAGAUUAACGUUAUGAAGUAAAUAUAUGUAUUCACACCGAUAAGAAGUGGUCAAGUAUUCCGAGAAAAAUCACGUGGUACGUGAAAAACAAAUUGUUAAAAAUGAUUCUUCGAAAAAGAAUUUGGCCUCGUACUUUAAGUGAUUUCUUUUCCAUGAUUUUUAUAUUGAUUAUCGUGCCUCUGUUAUAUUGGUUCGAAUUAUGGGUGGUAUUACCGGCAAUACACGAAUACGCAACUUUAUUAUUUAUUUUACAUUUUAUCUUUGGAAAUUUUAUAAUGUUAAAUAUUGUUGGAAAUUUCACAUAUACAAUUUUCUGUGAUACCAGCACUAGAAGAGAUAUUAUGCCAAUAAGUGCUGCAAAUACUAGAGACGGUUGGAGGUUAUGUGCUUCUUGUGAAACCCUUGCACCUCCACGUUCGUGGCAUUGCCCAACGUGUAACGUUUGCAUUUUAAAGAGGGACCAUCAUUGUAUUUUUACUGGAUGUUGUAUCGGUCAUUACAAUCACCGAUAUUUUGUCAUGUUUCUUUUGCAUUUAUUUAUAGCAACAGUGUAUAGCUUUUAUUUGAACAAUUUGUUCAUUUGGGAUAGGAUACAUUUUGAAUUUCCUAUGUCCAUAAUCAAAAUUAUUUUUCCUUUAGCUAUAUUUGUUUUUGGGUUCGAUGGUUCUAUUGACCAAUUUUAUCUACUUUUAUACAUUGUAUCUACAGUAGGAAUGUUGUACACCGGGGUUUUAUGCAUUUAUCAUUUCUGUCUAAUAUUUAAUGGUAACGUAGCAAAUGAAAGUAAUAAAAAAAUAUGUACAUAUAAUUUAGGUUGGAAACAAAAUAUAAAGGAAGUAUUCGGUGAUCGUUGGUAUUUAGCACUGAUAAUUCCUUAUGUAAAAUCUCAGUUACCACAUAAUGGUGUAAUAUGGGAUACAUCAAGUUCAUGGCAAUAUAUCAAUCGUAAGAGUAAAUAAUGCAUUUCUUUAUAAAAAAUAUAUACAUAUAAAUGAACAACACAAAUACAUGAAUGAAGUAAAACAAUUUUUAGGAUGGAGGAAACAAAAUAAAUUUUGUAAGGUUCAUCAAGCUUAUUAUUAUUAUUUACAAAAAUAUAAAUUUAAAUACACAUGUAUUGAUUAACUAAUAUUUAUUAUUGAAUAAGUCAUAUAAAUGUGAAGAAUUAUUACAAAAGAUAUGUCUUAGCACAUUACUGAAAGAAUUUAAUUUUAAUAUUCACAAAGAAAGCUCAAUUUAAUAAAAAAAUGUGAAAUUUGUUCUUAUUACAUAUAAAUAUAAAUUUCAUUACUGUAAAUAGUUUCAAUAAAUAUUAUGUAUAAUGCAUUGUACAUUGAUAAGACUAGUUUAAAACCACUAUAAGUGUAUGAUAUAAUACAAUAAACUUAAAUGUUUUUUUUUGUAUAUUUUCCAUUUGAAUGCAAUAAUCUUAAAUAUACAAUGUCUGUAUUGAGCACUGAAACGUUAUAUCUACAAGUAAAUGCUAAGUUACAAAAAAAGUUUGAGUAAAAAGAAAUUACUUGUACUUUACUAAUUAAAAUAUAAGCAAAAUAAAUAUACACUACUAUGUUUUACAUGGAACAACUAUAGUCAACAUAGUUAAGAAAACAGUUAAAGCUAUGUAUCUAUCAACACUACAGUCAUGUAUAAAAGAAAGGCAAUCUAUUAAAAAAGAACAAAAUAUGUACAAUACAAUCGUAUCUCGAUCACAUUCUUAUUCGGUUCUGUUGUACGUAUGUUUUCCAAAAUUCACAAGUUUCAGUUAAUGAAAAUAAAAAUUACACUUUACCAAGCAAGCUGA